AUGGACCUUCCCUCCACUCCUGUCGUUCACCGUCGGACGUAUAGAUCUUCUCAGACCUCUGUUUCCCACACCUUUUCUCGCCCCGGCCUUCUCCAUUACAAAGCAAACCAUUCCUUGGGAAAUGAGAACAGCAAGAACGACUCCGACGGCAGCAAGUCUCCAUUCCCUUUGAGACGCCUUCCAAACCUCAAAGAAUCAACUAAUAAUACCCUCCUCUCACCUGCACUCACCGAUGAAAGAUAUAUGCGCUCAUCAAUUAGCUCUCCGCAGUCCCUGUCCAAGUCACUCCCUAGGCCUGUCCCCCAUCAAGACUCUACAUACCCAAUUGCUUCUCCUCCUCAUUUGUAUCCUGUGGCGCCCCGUGUAUCCAGCUCUAACUCCAAAUCCUUGGAACGCAUCGCCGAAACUGAUCUGGACGAAGAACCGAUACAACAGCCUCCGACGAGCAGCUCCCCUCGCUUCUCCGACGCCCUCUUACCCUCUUCAUCUCCACCGACGUCCAUCCCCGACUGCAGCAGCUCAGAUGAGAUAGUCCGGCCAAUUGUCAACGCACCUCCGGUCAUGACAGGCGUGAGCGAAGUGCUCGAAUCAGCCGAGUUUCUGUCGCGAUUGGACGACCUCCUGGAUGUCGCUAUCCCGACUCUGGAUUCUGCAAGCAGCGUCGCGACGACACCGGAGUAUCCGCGCGGAACUGUCCCCAGUAACAUCAAGCGUGGCGUCCUCGCUCGGCGGAUGUAUUCUUGGUCUUCUGCGACGACAGGCUCUUUUUGUUCCUCUUCUGCUACGGCACGCGUCUCCCGGUCUGAAUCUCUCUCUUCUGCUGCCUCCUCUGCAGGGUAUGCUGCCGAUAUGGACGAUGGAUGUAUGCUUAGCUCUGAAUCUUCAAGCUCUCCUCCAGCCUUCAAGAGAUCUUUUUCUUCCCUCGAUGACUCCACCCCCAUUGCUCGCAAGCUCCGCAAAACCGAUUCUCAAGCCUCGUGUUCUUCAAUGCGAAGCGACUCUGAUUCUAGCACAAUGUCCCUCUGCCCCAUCCGUGCCAGUCUGCGCAAGUCUCUCUCCUUGCGGACCUCCUCCGCGACACAUGAUGUGCGUCUUCUUCCCAAGGUCAUACCCGUGCAUUCCGCACAGCUGAACGACUCCAAGGAAAGCGAGCUGCCGCACGCCCCGACCGAACCCAACUCGCCGCCGACGAAACGCCCGACGCUGGAUUUCCGCCGAGCGUUCCCAGCUGGCGUUCCCGUCAUCGCCCCGCCGGUGGGCUACGUGGCAGGGUUUCCGAUGACGGCGGAAACGGCUGCCAAAGCCCGCAUCGCUAGUUUAGUGCUUCGCGAGCAGGGGCUUCGAGAGAGGGAGCUGCUGGAUUGUGCUGGUGUGCUGAAGAAGACAAAUUGGGAACAGCUGCUUGGUGUGGGAUGUGAGAAGCGCCGGGAUGUGGUGGAGUGGCUGCUUGAGGUGAUCCCACCCAAGUCGAUGUACUCGCGGGCCUUCCAGACCGCCUCUGGUGUCGAGCUCAAGCCACUCAAGGACGAGAAAGACGGCGACAGCGAAACGAGCGACGACGUACCCGAUCUCAUCGACCAGUUGACGCACUCUCCCGAGACGCGGUUCCACGCUGCGCAUAUGUUCCUGCGCUAUUUCCAUCUCGUGAUGCACGACCGCGCGCAGCGUGUCGAUCUGGAAGCGAUGAAGGCGUCCUUCGAGGCGUCGGAGGAGGGGCUGUCCUGGGAUCCGUCCAUCCCGCCCGACGGAUGGAACUUGGUCGUGUGGGAUAUAUGCGUGGGAUGUUUGGCGAUCAGCGUCAAGAUACAUCGAGAUGUGCUGGAGCCGCUGGGGCCGGUGAUGUCUUACGAGUACGAACGAAUCGCGCCGCAUGAGAUGGGGUAUGACGACCUUGAAACCGCGCACCGAGACAUUUUAUCGGCAUUCGAUUACUCUCUCGGCGACACCCCGCAGGCGAUUCUGGACGAAGUUUGGCGCGCACUGCCGUCUCUGAGAGCGCUUCUCCCGCCGAAAGCGGGGUGGGAAUACGCGCAGAAAGGGACUUGGGCCCGGCUAUUUUCGCUCAUCUUAGAACCUGAUGUCCUCAAAUAUCCUGUAUCCCUGCUCACCGUGGCGGUGCUCAUUGAAACAUUGAUCACCGAUGCCAUGCAUCGAGGCGAAUACCCCUCUCUGUCGUCUAAUGCGCAGCGUCUGGGACUGGCUGGUGAUGAGCCUCGGAGAGAUGAGAUCGUGGGGUCGUGGGAGAUGGAGCAAGGGCUGGAGGGUGUGAUUCAGGAUCUGCAGGCUGUGGUGCAGGUUUCGGAUGAACGAUUGCUGGACUGCCGGAGAUGGAUUCGGGUGGCGUUGAAGAGUGACGAUAGCUGAAGAUCUCAGACAUGCUCUCGAACCGUUUCUGCGUGUUUAUUUCGGUAUGCUCAAUCACAUGAUACUUGUUAGAUACUAGGACGCUACAGUCCUUCUAUGAGUCGUUAAGGUCAGCAUGUGCCCAGUCAGAGUCGGACAUGGCUUACGACAAUCGUCCACACACUGCGUCUUGGGCUGGCACUCGAAGGCGUCGGGACUCCGUGCACAGCACGCGCGGCAGAAAACCAAGCAGAACUGGAGGUAGAUGUAUACACGCGUCAGAAAAUAGCGAGAUACACAGUAGCCUCUCGAGGAAGAGCAGCUGGACUGACACUCUCGUCACCUGAGGCUAUGCAGGUCUCUUGUCCACGCACACCUGAAGUGCAUCUUGGUGGUGGCACCGAGUGGGUCGCCGCGCAUCUUUUUAUGGGAUUUAGGCAGGGCGGAUGUGAGAUAAGGCGAUGACAGGACACACGACUUGGUAGCAUGGACUGGAGACAGGGCGAUCUGUCCGUGGCAUGUCAUCU
Mycena citricolor is the source of this 2870-nucleotide messenger RNA. NCBI's taxonomy places the organism in Eukaryota, Fungi, Basidiomycota, Agaricomycetes, Agaricales, Mycenaceae. The record is from the annotation of a GenBank genome assembly.